Molecule: messenger RNA, 1952 nt
Organism: Capsella rubella
Lineage: Eukaryota; Viridiplantae; Streptophyta; Magnoliopsida; Brassicales; Brassicaceae
Product: probable inactive tRNA-specific adenosine deaminase-like protein 3
Exons: 11
Coding region: 553-1719 (388 amino acids)
Biological process (GO): tRNA wobble adenosine to inosine editing
Cellular component (GO): nucleus; cytoplasm
Molecular function (GO): tRNA-specific adenosine-34 deaminase activity
Source: RefSeq, a predicted model, not a curated record
UUCAACUUUUUCAUUAUUAAUAUAGCUAUCAAUGUCUAAGAGACAUCCACAAGCAUACACCCUUAAAGAUGCCCUAAGAGUUCAAAACCAUUAUAAAUAUGACUAGUUUUGUUAAAACGGGCCUAAAUUUAUAGGGUUGGCCCGGCUCGUCUUUAUAUUUUUGGGUUAAGGCCCUGUUUUUUUUUUUUUUUAAUAUUUCGAGUUAAAAACGAGCCGGACUAUACAAUAUUAACGGGCUCAAAACGAGCUAGCCCAAAAUAUUUUUAUUAACUCAAACUUUAAAACGUCAUCGUUUUGAGAUAGGUUUUCCAAACUCAAAUCUCAAUUUUCUCUUCUUCUCAAUCGACGAAGCCAGUCACAAACUCACAAAAUUUUGGGCAAUAGUAGACUAAAUCUUCAUCUCCCAGGAGAAAGAGAGAGAAGCAGUUUUGGUAUACAAAGUUGCAUAGUGGAUUCAGCUCCUGUUGAAUACUCUCCAGCUUCUCUCUACUCUCCAGCUCUGGCCUAGCCGUACAGUGAUGUUUAAUGACAGCUGAAGAAUAGAGAAAGGUUAUGGAUUCAGAUGCAUGGGAAAUUAUCCAUAUACCUGAAAAGCCUGCAUUGUCACCUGACCAUCAGCCCACUGUGAAGGUGUUUGCGAGUGUAAUCAAACCCAAAUUUGCUAAUACGAUAGUGAGGCAUUUAUGUAAGAUUGCUCCUCUGGAAGAUCUUCGCCAUGUUAAAAGGGUGAAGAAGAAGAUUCUUCCAGAUCAUGGUGAACCUCAGUUGACUGUCAUCUUAUGUCUAGCACCUGAGCACCACGAUCAUUUGAAUGAUUUGCCACCUGAUGUACAGAAACUCGUUGAUCCCUAUGAGUUGAAUCCUUUUAUUACAGAAGUAUGCAAAUAUGCUGCGGUGUCCAAAGAAGAGUGGGAAAAACAAAGUAAGAUAUGGCCAACUUCAUUUCACCCCCCAACCUACAAUAUAGAAGGCAUCGGUGGGUUCAGCGAAGAGGACACACAAUCAAUCUGCAAAUUCAUGAGAAUUGUUAUUGAUAUGGCAGUAUCUGGUCAUAAACCACUUGUAAAUGCUGCAGUGAUAGUUGAUCCCUCAGUUAGGCGAAUAAUAGCAAGUGAAACUGAUCAAGUAUAUGCAUCAUCUGCUCCUCACGACAAGACUAGAGCAGAGACCAGGCCAUUCAAGGAAACAGGGAAAAUAUGCUUAAAUGACACACUUGGAAAAAAGAAUGGUUCAUUGUCUGCUGUUGCUUGUCUGAAUCCUUGGCAAUGGAGUUUGCAGCCACAUGACACUGAAAAUUGUAGCCAGUGGCAUCCUCUAAGGCAUGCUUCCAUGGUUGCCAUUGAAUCUUCUUCUGCCAGAGAUAGACAUCUGUUUCCCAAUCCAUCCGAGUUUUUUGAUCAGGAUCAUGUUCAUCCCUCAAAUACGGAUUCUCCGGCUAAAAAGCAGAAAACAAGCAGUCAGGGUCCAGACGUCCAAAUUGACAACAGAGAAGAGGUUCUUGGAAAUCUGUCAAUGGAAAGGCCGUACCUCUGCACUGGUUGUGACAUUUUCCUCCUGUUGGAGCCUUGUACAAUGUGUGCUAUGGCGCUUGUGCAUCAAAGAAUAAAACGGAUUUUCUAUGCGUUUCCAAACCUCACAGCAGGCGGUCUCGGGAGUGUUCAUAGACUUCAAGGGGCAAAGAGUUUGAACCAUCAUUAUGCAGUGUUCAGAGUUUCCUGAUCACACCCUUAGCCAAUUGACCAGGGUCUAAUGCAUUGUUGUAGUCGAGUGAUAAUUGUAGUUGAGUGAUAAUUGUAUUACACGUUCUGAGUAAUUGUUUUUUCCAAGAAUCCGAAAUCUUAUUGAGUUAUUACGUAGACCAAGAUCUUAGAAUUGUGUUACUGUGUAGCAGGGGCUCAGUACUGUGUAGUCAGAAACUUGUGUUUAAGUGAAACAACAUAAAGAAAGAUCUA